This is a messenger RNA of Lates calcarifer (barramundi perch), 2594 nucleotides long. It is a transcript of the gene mxd3, whose product is annotated as MAX dimerization protein 3. Lineage: Eukaryota; Metazoa; Chordata; Actinopteri; Centropomidae. Gene Ontology annotation, molecular function: RNA polymerase II cis-regulatory region sequence-specific DNA binding; protein dimerization activity; DNA-binding transcription factor activity, RNA polymerase II-specific. The transcript has 6 exons. The coding region runs from base 150 to 749 and encodes 199 amino acids. The record is from RefSeq and is a predicted model, not a curated record. Gene Ontology annotation, biological process: regulation of transcription by RNA polymerase II.
UACGUGGAGCACUUGAAGGCAGCGUCAGUGUCGGGGCUCUGUGGAUUGAGGACGUAGCACAGACACAGCUUCAUCUACUUCAGGCUACUGACGCUUUGAGCCACAGUGGGUUGUUUACCAGCCUUUGCUUUAUUUUAACAAAAGCAAUAAUGGAAGGAAACGUUUGCAACAUCCAGGUGCUUCUUCGGGCUGCAGAGUUUCUGGAGAGAAGAGAGCGAGAGGCAGAACAUGGAUAUGCUUCACUCCUGCCUCUCAGUCCAGGUCAGUCUGAUAAGAGGAGCAAACAGAAGAGCAAGAAGAUAUCUGCUGGAGGCAAUAGGUCUGUUCACAAUGAGCUGGAGAAAAACAGACGAGCUCAGCUGAGGCACUGCCUGGAGCAACUCAAGAAACAAGUCCCUCUCUCAUCUGAUUCAAUGAGGAACACCACCCUCAACUUGCUGAGACGAGCCCAGCUUCACAUAAAGAAGCUGCAGGAGCAGGACGAGCGUGCGGAGCAGGUGAAGGGCCGCCUGCGCUGGGAGCAGAGAGAGCUGCGGGUUCGGCUCGAGCAGCUGCAGAGAGGCACGGAGAGGAUGAGGAACAACAGUCAGGGGUCGACCAUGUCGUCCGAGAGGUCGGACUCCGACAGAGAGGACGUGGAGGUUGAUGUGGAGAGCAUCGUGUUUGACUGUGUGGACUCUGACGGACUGAGCAUUACACACACUGAAGCAGACCACUGUUAUUCCAGCAUGGACAAAGCCUGGCUAUGACAACAGUAAACCUACAGUAACUGGCUUAAUGUUGCCGGGUGGAAAGGAAGAGGAGAAAAACACAUUCCAAAAAACAAGCAAAUGGAGGAUGAGGGACAAUGGCAAAAGAUGUUACUGUGCAACUGAACACUUUUUUGUUUGUUUUUUUUAAAGGAAGGAGUAACUUUUGACAUUCUCCUUUCAAAUCAUGUCAGACUACAAGCUAAACAAAUUUUGUUGGUUAUGAAUGAGCUGUGUCCAUUUGCACUGAAUAGCAGUUAAAAUCACUGGGCUGGGAUGGAUGUAACAUUGCGCAUAUAUUUUUUUGGCAUCAACCAUUAAUGACUUUUUUUUUCCAAAGCCAUGUAGGUGUCUGUAACUUAACUUACAAUGAUUGAAACAGUUCUUCAUCUUUAAGGGCUUUUCUAAAUCCAAAUAAGGGCUUUUUAUUCAAAACUCUUAACUUAUUCUUUACUGCAGUAUAUGUCUAUACUGAAUUCUGCCUUAAAUCAGAUUUGGUCUAGUGCUCUAUACAGCUUCUCUUUAGCACUAAGUUUAUAUUUCAGUUAUGUCACGUGUAGCAUGCACUUAAACAUUAAUCUGUGCUAUGUUUUGUAUUAUGUUAAGUACAGUCAUGUAUUUUGUUCUUUUUCUUCUGUUGCACAAAACAACCACACGUUGCACUUGUUUUAUCUCAAAAAGAUUGUGGGUAUGUCAUAACGAAAACAGUGAAGAGAAAUUAACCGGUCAUAUUUGCACAUUGAUAUCUGGCAGUUAUGCAACUGUGCCAAAUAUUAAUUUGGUUAUUUGUACACAAUUCAGUCUGUGAUUAAGUGCGAGACUUUUGAUGCCUGCAUGAAAGCUAAAGUGUGAGAGCAUAAAGGGGGGCUCCUUGCACACAUCUAAUGACAGUUACAGUUGUAAUCACUGCUAGUAUUAACUGACGUGUUCCUUAGCAGUGUCCAUUAUCACAACUGUACACUUGUUACUUGUGCAUUUGUCAGUUAAAAUGUUAAUUUUGCAUGCGAGAAGUUCACCAGUCAGGCAGGUAAUGUCAACUUGUAAUGAUUAUGCAAUUACUGCUGUAUUACAAGUAUCUAUUCUAUUCAUUGCUAUAUAUUUAAUAACUGAAGGUGCUUUUUGCCUUCACUGUUGCAUAUGCAAGAUGCCUUAUUACCUUUUAAUAGUAAGUAUGCAUUCAUCUGUCUCUCCGCCCAGUAAUAUUAUGUAGCAUUUUGUACUGGUGUAAUCUUUUUUUUAUGAAUAAAUAUUUUCUAUAUUUACGUGCGGUUUAUGGUUAUUUUACAAGACCUAUUGAUUUGAAACUCUGGCUCUUUUCUUUCCCAUCUUAUUAAUCCUCUAGCGACUCCUUGUGAGUGUCCUGUUCCCAUGGUUGUGAACCAUUGGUGUAAAUACACAGAGAUAAUACUUAUCAUGCAAAGUAAUCAGCAUGAUGGUUACAAAUAACCUGUCCAUUUAUUGACAAGCUGAUAUUUCAUUGAUACAGUAAGAGCACAUUGUUGCAUGGGUUGUUAUCAGACUUAGGCUGAAUGUACAAUACAAGAUGUCAUUUUUGCCUCCAUACACACAUUUUAAACAUAAGCAAAGACACUGAGAUCCAUUGCAACCAGAUGGUGCCACAAAGUAUCAGGCUAUGACGGCCAACAGUACGGACCCUUCAGUCAGUGAACUUCAACUUGAAGCAGUCAGCCUAAGUAGGACAAUUAAGGUGUGUCUGGGUGAACUGAAUUAAAAAAAAUAACAUGAUUUUGAUUGCAACUAAACAACUGAACUAAAUCAAACACAUGAAUUGAUUAGUUGAUGAAUCAGAUAUUCUGUGGUGUGUUAAUCUUAGUUUACAACACU